This is a messenger RNA of Lates calcarifer (barramundi perch), 1858 nucleotides long. Its product is annotated as CD209 antigen-like protein C. Lineage: Eukaryota; Metazoa; Chordata; Actinopteri; Centropomidae. The transcript is spliced from 6 exons. The record is from RefSeq and is a predicted model, not a curated record. The coding region runs from base 105 to 863 and encodes 252 amino acids.
AAGGUUGAAGAUGUGAGAAACUGAAACCAGCUACAUUUUCAUGAUUUAAAAGAACCCCAAUGCAGACCUGACUCUCUCUGAGAUAGCUGUCCACAUUAUGAGUGAUGGAAGAAAUCUAUGUCAACGUUGAACGCAUCAAAUCUGUCAACCCAAGACCAUCCACAAAUCAGACAGGUCCCAGCAGCUCUGAGAGGACCUUUCAUGGAGUUGUUAUUCUCUCACUGGGCCUGCUGAGUGUUUCCCUGAUGGCUGGGCUCAUUGGUCUUGGUGUCCACCACUAUAAUUCUGUACAGCAUUCAGCUGCAGAACUCUCUACUGUCAAAGCCAACCUGACUGAGCAUCUUCAGGCCACUGAUGACAAGCUCUCCCCCCUGACUGAAGAGAGAGACCAGCUAAAUGCCAGCCUGAUCAAAAUGGCCGAGGUGUUGGACAGGCUUCAGCGUUUCUCCAAACAGAAGAAAAUGUGUCCUGCAGGAUGGGUGAAUUUCAAUAAUACCUGUUAUCUGCUCUCCACUGAGUCUGAUUCUUGGGAUAAAGGCAGACAAGACUGCAGAGACAGAGGAGCAGAUCUGGUGGUCAUAGACAGUUAUAAAGAAGAGGAAUUUCUCUGUAAAUUCAUCAUCAAGCAGGACACUUGGAUUGGUUUGAAUGACAGAGACAAUGAGGGCAACUGGAAAUGGAUUGAUGGAGCUCCUCUUAUUCUGGCGUACUGGAUGAGGGGGCAGCCAGAUAGUGGUAAUGGAAAUCCACAGUGGGGUGAAGAGGACUGUGCACAUCUGCAGGCUCACAUGAAAACUGACCAAAACUGGAAUGAUGUGCGUUGUGAUGCCUCUAAGCAGUGGAUCUGUGAAAAAGUGCCUUAGCGUUGAAUGAGUUUUUAAAUGAUAUUUUUGUUAAUAGAGAGUGUUUACAUUCAGCAUAUUGGAUUUUCAUUAUGUAUUCACUGUUUUCCUCAUGAAUAGUGUCAGUAGUGGCAUGAUAGAUAAAUACACAGAGUACAGUAUAAGAGCCACCUGGUAUCAUAAAACAGUGAAACGUCUGUUUAAACAUGGCUGUGGAUCAUUCAGUCUCACUCUCACUUCUUGAUGCUGUGUCUUGCUUUGGACGAUUUAAAGGGAAGAGAUAUGUUUUAUAUUUUCUCCACCAUUAGUUGACUUUCACCAGCUACGUUUAGCAGCUUCUCUAAACUGUCAGCCGAGAUGAAAGCACACACCAUAUAUAUACUGAUCUUUCUGAUUGACCAUAUUUUUAAUAUGUAGUGUUAGCUUUUACAGAGGCGAACACCGACCUUCAGCAUGUUUAUUUAAGUAUCUAAUAGGGACCUUUUGUGGCCAAGUGGAUUAUGUCUGUCAGAAGAAAAGGCAUUGUCAUGCCACAGGUGCUCUUGAGGGGAAGAUCAGGGUGGAUAGACAAAGUCCACAUCCAUCACAGCCUCCACCUCUGACUGUGUUAUAACUGAUGUGUUAUGUGUGUAACUUUGAAUGGCCAAAGCCAAGGAUAGUGAAGAACAUGAGGUGAUUAUACAUUUCAUAAAACACUGCUAAACGUAUGUAAGCCUGUGUGGAUCCAUGUUUUUAUGAUGCUGAGUGAUCAAGUCAGGGAAUAAAAGGGUUAACAGUUUGAGGAAUUAAGCCAAUAAACAUGGUCAUGACGGUAUCCUAAAUAUGGUCAGAGAGGGCUAGGCCUGACUCAGGUAACACAGACGUUUUUUUUUUUCAAGAAUAAAGAGGAGCAUUUGAUGAAAAAUGACAGUCUCAGAGGGAGAAGUCAGUCUGUCGUUGUCGUUUUUGUGCAUUCUGAAGCCUGUGUCAGUCUGCUUUGCCUUCUUUUGCCUGCUCAAGUUUAUUGUUGUUAUCAC